Plasmodium gonderi is the source of this 858-nucleotide messenger RNA. RefSeq lists its product as hypothetical. Gene Ontology annotation, cellular component: cytosolic large ribosomal subunit. Bases 1 to 858 code for a protein of 285 amino acids. Gene Ontology annotation, molecular function: 5S rRNA binding. Lineage: Eukaryota; Apicomplexa; Aconoidasida; Haemosporida; Plasmodiidae. The transcript is spliced from 5 exons. The record is from RefSeq and is a predicted model, not a curated record. Gene Ontology annotation, biological process: translation.
AUGAAUUUUUUGAAACUAAUUAAUAAAGAAACCUUCUUCAUAUAUAACACGAAACGAAAUCAUUUGAAUUAUAAACUGUAUCUUAAAUUUAAACAAUGGAAUUAUUUGAAAAAAGAAAUUGUUAAUUAUUUCAACUCUAACAAUAAGGUUAGUACAGUUGUAGACAUAGAAGCAAGAUGCUGGGAAAAAUUUAAAAAGAAAGAAUUGCUUCAAGUACAUGGUUAUAUCCCAGCUAUUAUUUGGAAAUAUGGAAUGGACCAAAGAAUAUGCAUUGAUCAUAAGUUAAUUGAAGAGUAUGCAUUUGAAGAGGAAGAUGGACACUUGUCUUUAUUAUUUUCGGCUAGACUCUUUAGAAUACAUAUCGAUGGGAACAUUGUCGAAUGCGUUGUGUCUCAUGUUGAGACAGAUCCAGUUGAAAAACACAUAUACUUCCUGAAAUUCGCCAGAGUUGUUGAAAAUCAAAUAAGCGAAUUAAACAUCCCUUGUAGCAUUGUUGGACUUAUUGGAUGUCCUGCUUAUAUUAAUGGUUAUCAUGUUCAGCUGGCCCUAAAUUAUAUAAAAUGCAAAGUUAUAGGAAAUAAUAUUCCACCCCCUUUUCAAAUUGACGUUUCCAAGCUAACAUAUAAAGAACCAUACAAUUCGAUAAAGUUAAAGGAUUUAAAGCAUUUACUUCCAGACGAUGGAAACGUAAUUUUUUCUGAGGAAUACGAUUUGAAUGAGACAGAAGUGGUAUGGACCUAUGAGCCUGGCAAGAUUCCAGAAACACCCCUUCCAGAUGAUUAUCUUGACCCGAACUUUGUAAACAAAAAAGGGAAACGAAUUCAGCUUACAUACAAAGACUACUGGCCGAAGCAGUGA